Molecule: messenger RNA, 746 nt
Organism: Lactuca saligna
Lineage: Eukaryota; Viridiplantae; Streptophyta; Magnoliopsida; Asterales; Asteraceae
Source: the annotation of a GenBank genome assembly
CCACAAUUAGGAAUCGAUAUCACCAGGUGCUGCUCCAGCUUCAUUUCUUCACCACUUCAGCUAGCUCAAACCACAUCACCUGUGAACACUCAGAAGUUCAAUCAAUCAAAAACCCAUUAUGAAGAAAUUACACUCAGCCUUCAGAUUCUACGAAAAUUCCCUACAUUUGAAGCUUUGAAUACUUUAAAUUCGGUCAAGGGUUUUUCAUAUAAACAACUUUGCCUUCUGUUACCCAUAUGCAUUUACGCUCCAUCUUCUUCCUCAACCAGUCGUUGAAACGAGACCAUCGACCAUCAUAUUCUUCAGCCACCUCUUCCCCUGCUCAAGCACUUCGUUCGCUAUUCCACCGACGUCGAUGUUGUCGGAUUCAUCCUCCGCGUCGUCGUCUUCCUCAGAACAAAGUGAAUGUUCAUAGAGUGGUUGCUCUUCGUGAAGCAUUCAUGUUGUUCGAUUUUGAGGAUGAUACGGUGGACAACAAGAAGGAUGGUUUUUUAGGGCAACUAAUCGAGUGGCUUCUUCAACAAGUUGAAUUCACCAUCAUCGCCGCCACCAACACCGGUGCAAUCCAUACGAACUUCACUUCACCCAAUAUCACACUCCGAAAAUCCGGUUCCAGCAUGCCAGUUCCUUCACAACUUCGAUUCGGUGAUUUUUUUAUGGGAACUGGGUUAUCCUCAUCAGAAAAUAGUAACCUAACCUUUUCAGUUUUGGCAACAAAUCUUCACCAGAUAUGCACCACAGAGUAG